This is a messenger RNA of Fusarium subglutinans, 2103 nucleotides long. RefSeq names its product Zn(2)-C6 fungal-type DNA-binding domain protein. Gene Ontology annotation, cellular component: nucleus. Bases 1 to 2103 code for a protein of 700 amino acids. Lineage: Eukaryota; Fungi; Ascomycota; Sordariomycetes; Hypocreales; Nectriaceae. The record is from RefSeq and is a predicted model, not a curated record. Gene Ontology annotation, molecular function: DNA-binding transcription activator activity, RNA polymerase II-specific; RNA polymerase II cis-regulatory region sequence-specific DNA binding; zinc ion binding. The transcript has 5 exons. Gene Ontology annotation, biological process: regulation of transcription by RNA polymerase II; DNA-templated transcription.
AUGAACCGAUUACCGAACACUUCGCAACGUGUGGUUAAACCAGGGGUGAAGAAAAGACGUCCCCCACUGGCCUGCAUUCAGUGCUAUCAACGCAAGCUUAAGUGCGGCAGAGAGCUCCCGUCUUGUAGCCGUUGCUCAAAGGCCGGAAAUGCCGAUGAGUGCGCCUACCGUGGGGACAAAGGGCGACGCACGUCGGUUGACGGUCUGUUGGGCGAUGGUCCCCCAAAAGGGGCUGAUGGUGCGGCAGCAUCUACCCGUAUGAAGGGUUCGUCAACAGGAACACUCGACAAUCAUGUAGCCUCUGCCAUCCAAGAAGUCGAUAUGACACAUCUGGAAGGGCAGGGGAACUCCACCAAAUUCUACGGGUAUAGCUAUCCCCUGAACCUUUACCAGCAGUUCACCGAUCUUCGGGCAUACAUCGUGAAGAUCAAGAUCCAAUAUCCCUCCAUCAACUCCCUUCGCGAUGAGAUUUAUGCUCCAUUCAACGAUAAGCAUCGACAUCGCCCGAUCUCAAAGCACGAUGCGCUGGAGAAUACUUUGAGACAGCUAAUACCCACAAAGCCAAUCAUGGAUAUACUGGUUCAGACCUAUACCGAACGCUAUGAGAUAACGCAUCGAGUUCUGCACAUACCAACAUUCAUCAUCAAGUAUAACGGCCACUGGGUUGAUCAGUCCACCACUCCUGUCCACUUUCUUGUCCAGAUGCUUUUAGUCGCUGCUACUGCUGCAAGCUGUCAUCCAGAAGUAUGUAUCGAUGUAUUCAGCCACAAGACAACUCACGAUCAUGUUCUUGGCUGGGUCGAGGUAGCGGAAGCAUGGCUUAGUUGUCAGUCAAGCCAACCCCCUCGUUCCUGGGACAUCCUGGUGAGCCACUGCCUUUUGCUGAUUGCUAAACGUGCAAACUUUAUCAAAGAGGGCUCCUUUUGGACCUCUUGCGGGACAUUAGUCCGGUGGGCCAUGGCAGCAGGAUAUCAUCGUGAAACUGUUUCCGCAGCCAGGAUACCGCCAUUCUGUCGAGAAAUGCGUCGAAGAUUGUGGGUGACAAUUGUCGAACUCGAUCUCCAGGCAUCGAUAGAACGUGGAAUGCCCCCAAGUGUCCGAAUAGGAGAUUUCAACAUCAAAACACCACUGAAUAUCGACGACAAAGGUCUUGAGGAGUCCCUGCAAGGCCCUUCAACCGGCAUGCCAAUUACUACAAUGACGAACACUUCUUUUCAAGCACUUCUCUAUCGAUCCUUGCCUGUGAGAUCAAGGAUAUGCGCCUUGAUCAAUGGAAGUUGCGAAGAGGUCGAUUUCGACAAGGUCUUAGAGCUAGAGGAGGAGCUAGGACAGGCACUUCGAGACAUUCCGGCAUGGGAUGACACCCAAGCUGAUCCACGACAGCGUCAGACCGCAACAUACAUAAAGAGCAUGCUAGGUAUCGUUCUGCACCAGUAUAUGCUUUUACUGCAUUUCCACUUCCUAGUCCAAACUCCCUCCUCACCUAAAGGUCUUAUGUGUCGUCGUGCGAGGUUAGAGGCUUCUACGAAGAUCCUCGACUACUAUCAGCGACUUUUGAACGACGAGGCAUUGCCAGAACAGGCAUGUAGGACAGGCUUAAUCCUUGCAGCACUGAACAUCUGCCAUGAAAUGUACCUCAAUAUUGGAUCUCGCGCUUAUACUUAUGAAGCCUACGAUCAAUCAACCAUCACGAUCUUUCCACAAAUUUCAGCAUUCCUUAUCGAAAAUGUUGAGAAAGUCUUGGAUAUUCUCGAAAAGCGGAUCUCACUCACAUUCAACGGCUUGAACGAAUAUUAUAUCAUGAGUAUGACUAUUGGUUUGAUCAAAGGCAAACUAUGGCCAGAGUCGGCCGCGAAAUCGGACAAAGAAGCUGGAGAGCGAGUAAUUAAACUGUGCGAGCUGAUUCACACACGUCAAGUAGCUCUUCGACAACAAUUGCCAUUUUCUGAGGCUUGUGAUGAUGACGGCUCAUGUGGGAAUCAGCUAUCAAUCGAUGCGAACUAUCUGAGUUCUGAUAUUAUGACCGAUAUCAUUAGCUCGAUGCUUCCACAGGACUUUGAUUUUAUCAACGACAAUCUUGAUCUCACUUUCUUCCAUGCAUAG